AUGCUGGACGCGCAGUCCGCCGAGAAAAGCAGCAGGAUGAAAAAGUUGCGGAGAACUUUGUCGGAGAGUUUCAGCCGAAUAGCCUUAAAGAAAGAAGAUAGCAGCCUUGAUGAGAUAUGUGUCACAAAGAUGUCUACACGGAACUGCCAGGGAAUGGACUCAGUGAUCAAACCCCUGGACACAAUUCCCGAGGACAAAAAAGUCAGAGUUCAGAGGACACAGAGCAGUUUUGAUCCAUUUGAGAAACCAACUAGUCAAGUGAAGAGGGUCCAUUCAGAGAACAAUGCUUGCAUUAACUUCAAAACUACAUCAGCAGGGAAAGAAUCUCCUAAAGUCAGACGACAUUCUAGUCCCAGCUCUCCUACAAGCCCCAAGUUUGGAAAAGCAGACUCUUACGAAAAACUGGAAAAACUAGGGGAAGGAUCAUAUGCCACAGUGUACAAAGGGAAAAGCAAGGUAAAUGGGAAGUUGGUGGCACUGAAGGUGAUUAGAUUACAAGAGGAGGAAGGAACUCCAUUUACAGCUAUCAGAGAAGCUUCUCUUUUGAAAGGACUGAAACAUGCUAACAUUGUGCUGCUUCAUGACAUCAUUCACACCAAGGAGACAUUGACACUUGUGUUUGAAUAUGUGCACACUGAUUUAUGUCAGUACAUGGACAAACAUCCUGGAGGACUUCAUCCAGACAAUGUGAAGUUAUUUUUAUUUCAGUUGCUGCGAGGACUGUCUUACAUCCACCAGCGUUACAUUUUGCACAGGGACCUGAAACCACAGAACCUUCUGAUCAGUGACACGGGGGAAUUAAAGCUGGCAGACUUUGGUCUUGCAAGAGCCAAAUCAGUCCCCAGCCACACAUACUCUAAUGAAGUGGUUACCCUGUGGUACAGACCCCCAGAUGUCCUUUUGGGCUCAACAGAAUACUCCACCUGCCUUGACAUGUGGGGAGUGGGUUGUAUCUUUGUAGAAAUGAUUCAAGGAGUUGCUGCUUUUCCUGGAAUGAAAGACAUUCAAGACCAACUUGAACGAAUAUUUCUGGUACUUGGAACACCAAAUGAAGAUACAUGGCCUGGAGUCCAUUCUUUACCCCAUUUCAAGCCAGAACGCUUUACACAGUACAGCUCUAAAAACCUUAGACAAGCAUGGAAUAAGCUAAGCUAUGUGAAUCAUGCAGAGGAUCUGGCCUCCAAACUACUUCAGUGUUUCCCAAAGAACAGAUUGUCAGCACAGGCAGCCCUGAGCCACGAAUAUUUCAGUGAUCUGCCCCCACGGCUAUGGGAGCUAACUGAUAUGUCUUCUAUUUUUACGGUACCGAAUGUAAGAUUACAACUAGAGGUUGGAGAAAGCAUGAGAGUCUUUGGGAAAUACAAUAGUUAUGGCAAAGGUCUAUCAAACAGCAAGCACUGA
Messenger RNA from Emys orbicularis (European pond turtle), 1401 nucleotides. RefSeq names its product cyclin dependent kinase 14 (gene CDK14). Gene Ontology annotation, molecular function: cyclin-dependent protein serine/threonine kinase activity; cyclin binding; ATP binding. Lineage: Eukaryota; Metazoa; Chordata; Testudines; Emydidae. The transcript is spliced from 14 exons. Gene Ontology annotation, biological process: protein phosphorylation. The record is from RefSeq and is a predicted model, not a curated record. Gene Ontology annotation, cellular component: nucleus; cytosol; cytoplasm. The coding region runs from base 1 to 1401 and encodes 466 amino acids.